AUUUUGUUAUAAUUUCAGAUGUUUAAUCGUUUAAGAUGUGGGAGUGGAUUGAUACAAGAGACUGUUCCCAGGUUUGGGUUUGGACCCGGCCAAGAAAAUCUAUUUGUACACAAAUUCACGUUUUCAACGUCCAAGCGAUUAGAUCGGGAUAAAAGUUUAAUCUACAAUAGUCAGAACAAACCUCUUCCAAGGUUGGAUCCCUCAGUUGUAGGAACCGGAAACAGGAAACGAGCCCAGCCAGUUAUUCAACCUUCUGAGAAAUUUAAUUACUCCGUAAGGAAAGCUUUGGAACUUAUUUAUUAUGAAGAAGAAUCACGGAUCCCAACUCUGUUCCCGGCUGGGCUCAAACUAUCCAGAUAUUUAAAAUCUAGAACUCUCCCUUUAGAAAUUGAUCUUGUUUCCAGAGCUGUUUUGUAUAAUACUCGUCAGUCGAAACUUGAAAAGAUUCACCUACAGCGCUGGGCUCCAGUAGAUUUUGAUAAAAAUUGUGCAUUUUCCUAUCUUGUAGCAAGAACCCCUGCCGAGUACGCUGUCCUGGUAACUAUAUUCCGUGAGAUCUCUCGACUUGAACCAAACUUCAAACCCCGGACAUUGUUCGACCAUGGGUCCGGACUAUGUACGGGAUACUGGGCAGCCAACACUGUAUUCGGAAAACUAACUGAGAUGUUUUGUGUUGAUCCCUCUACAGAUAUGAAUGAUCUCGCCACCAAUAUUAUUCAACAAGGAGUACAGAAUGUUCCUUUACCGAAGGGGAUCAACUUUAGAUUGAAAGCUCCCAAAACAAUCAGCUUGAAAUACGACCUCUGCCUGUCCGCCUACACCCUCAUGGAGGUCAAGGGGUCCCUCGAGAGACUGGAUAUUGUUCAUUCACUCUGGGAAAGGUUGGAAGAGGGUGGCUGUAUGGUUCUAGUCGAACAGGGAACAAAUGCAGGAUUUCAAAUCAUAUCUGAAGCUAGAGAUUUUCUUCUCAGGCUUUGUGAGGCUGAUGAAAGGGAUGGUAUUGUGGAUAACGAGAAGAAAGGAGAAGUUUUGGCUCCUUGUCCACAUAAUCAUCCUUGUCCUAGAUACCAUCAUGAUACUGUACCUUGUAAUUUCUCUGUUAAAUACAGUUUGUUUGAUAUCCCCUACUUUUCAACAGAGGAUGUUCACAAUGAUCUCUUCAGCUAUAUUGUUAUUAAAAAGGGUAGAAGAGAGGGGUUCAGGUUCCCUAGAUUAGUAGAAGAACCGUUAAAAACUAAGAAUAAUUUCUACUGUAGGCUUUGUACUGGCUCUGGGAUGUUACAGGAAGUGAUGUGUAAUAAGAAACACAAAGAUCUGUUUCAUUUAUCUAAGUUCCUCCACUGGGGAGAUGAAAUGCCCGUACAUUUAGAGUAUACAGAUGGAAAAGAAAAGCCAAGACCUGUUAUCGAUCGGUCGGAGCGAAGUAUGAGCUCCGGCGAACAUUUUAGAGACUCCAAAAAAGAAAAGGACUUCAAAGAAGAAAAGGACUCCAAAGAAGAAAAGGACUCCAAAGAAGAAAAGGACUCCAAAGAAGAAAAGGACUCUAUUGUAAAAAAUGGAAUUUAACCUUUACAUUGUUAUUAUUUACACUUAUUGAUCCUGUAAUAUAAUUGCGAUGUGGAAACCAUA
Messenger RNA from Eurytemora carolleeae, 1629 nucleotides. Its product is annotated as methyltransferase-like protein 17, mitochondrial. The transcript is spliced from 16 exons. Gene Ontology annotation, cellular component: mitochondrial small ribosomal subunit. Gene Ontology annotation, molecular function: structural constituent of ribosome; methyltransferase activity. The record is from RefSeq and is a predicted model, not a curated record. Gene Ontology annotation, biological process: translation. Bases 19 to 1566 code for a protein of 515 amino acids. NCBI's taxonomy places the organism in Eukaryota, Metazoa, Arthropoda, Copepoda, Calanoida, Temoridae.